AUGAAGCUCUCAGUAAUUCCCAAUCGUCUAGUAGAUAUUGCCUUUCUCCUCGUACUCCCGUGCGUCAACGCUCAGGCUUCACUUCCAGCCUUGAACGGUAGUUCUACCUGCGGAGCAGAAUGUCAAGAGCUUGUACCUCUCGCUAUUGCGUAUGAGCAUAGCGCACACGCUCAUUAUCCCUUAGACGACUUCUACAGCAUUCCGAGCAACUUUACACCUUCCAUGGAGCCUGGCACCCUUCUCAGUGUGGAAACUCAUACCAACUUGACCAACUACACCGUUCCUUCCAGUCUUACAAUGUCUCGCAUCAUGUACACGUCAAUGAGUCUCAAUGGGACGAUUGUGCCUGCAUCUGCCUUUGUCCUCUGGCCAUAUGCUCCUUUCGAAUACAACGUCGGCAAAACAUCGAAGACUGCCUCGGGAAAAUUCCCCAUGGUAGCAUGGGCACACGGAACUGCUGGGCUCUUUGCAGCGUGCGCCCCGAGUAAUUAUCGGUCUCUACAGUACCAGUUCAUGACCUCAUACUCGUUAGCGAUAGAAGGUUUCGCUGUCGUCGCAACCGAUUAUGCUGGGUUGGGAGUUACCACUCUGCCAAAUGGAGAACAGUCGCACGCCUACCUUGCAGGCGCAGCUGGAGCCAACGAUGUCGCCUAUGCUGUCGAGGCUACGAGAAAAGCAUUCCCGGCCCAAUUCGAGCCAGAGGGUCCGUUUGUCACCAUGGGUCAUUCACAAGGCGGAAAUGUCGCUUGGGCUUUUGCAGAACGUCAAGCACACACAAAAGUAUCAGGCUACCUUGGUACCAUUACGAUUUCUCCGCCUAUGAGAGUCAUUGACGAGCUGAAUGCGGCUUUGCAGACGAUUGCCACAACCACAAUUCCAAUUGCGUCUCUUCCUCUUUGGGUUACUACCAUCAUCGGCCUUCAGCCUAUCAUAAUUGCUGGCAUCACCGCGGUCUUUCCGUCCUACAACUACUCGGGCAUGAGUCCGAUAGCUUACGAUCGAUAUCAGAAUGUCGUCAAACCUUUACAAGGCUGCCUCCCAACCAACAGCUUGGCUUAUGCCGAUGUCACUGAUUUCGCAAUCCCCGGAUGGACCAACGACAGUAUCGUGCAGCAAUGGCAAGACCAAUACCAUGUCAGCGGAAGAGAAUUCCAAGGCCCUCUCCUCAUCAUCGCUGGCAGCAACGACGUAAUAUCCAUCGACCAGCUCUCAAGUGGCAUCAACGCUAGCUGCGACGCAAGUUGCGACCAGAGUCUCGAAGCGUACGUCUACAAUGACAUGGAGCAUUUCCCCGUUAUUCAGGCUAGUCGCAUAAAGUGGAUGAGUUGGAUUAAAGACAAGUUCACAGGUAACUCCAAGUCAGAUGGGUCGUGUGGAAAGAUGACUACGGUCCAAGGCUUUAACACGAAUUAUACUAUUCAGAGUCAAGCGGCUAAUUGGUUGGUGGGUUGGACAAAUUCCAGCUUGGGCUGGGAAGAGUCACUUUAG
This is a messenger RNA of Mollisia scopiformis, 1488 nucleotides long. RefSeq lists its product as uncharacterized. Gene Ontology annotation, biological process: lipid catabolic process. The transcript has a single exon. Gene Ontology annotation, molecular function: triacylglycerol lipase activity. The coding region runs from base 1 to 1488 and encodes 495 amino acids. Lineage: Eukaryota; Fungi; Ascomycota; Leotiomycetes; Helotiales; Mollisiaceae. The record is from RefSeq and is a predicted model, not a curated record.